Messenger RNA from Calliphora vicina (urban bluebottle blowfly), 1054 nucleotides. RefSeq names its product Insulin-like peptide 8 (gene Ilp8). The coding region runs from base 1 to 471 and encodes 156 amino acids. The record is from RefSeq and is a predicted model, not a curated record. The transcript has 3 exons. NCBI's taxonomy places the organism in Eukaryota, Metazoa, Arthropoda, Insecta, Diptera, Calliphoridae.
AUGUAUCUGAAGAAAAACUCUUUAACUGCUCUGUUGGCGAUUUGCUGCUGCAUUUGCACAUUUAGUAGUUCGGAAGCAUCAUCCACAUUAUGCUCGCUGGAUAGAAUGAAAGAAUUUGCGAUGGAUGCGUGUGAACAUUUAUUUCGGUUUAAAACAGAAGUUAGAGAACGACGAUCACUCGACUAUGGCUUUCAAAGAAAUCACCAUUAUGUACCAAAACAAUCAUUAAAACACUUUCUUAAUAUUAAACGCAGCUGCUAUCCACUUGGUGGUUACUUGAGAGUGGCCCAAGAACAUUACAACAAAUUGAGUCUCCUGGAUGUGAGUCCACGUUAUAAGCCCAAGAAGAUCGCUCAUAUAAUGCACGAGAAGAAGCUGCGCAACAAACGCGAAGACAAAGAUUUUCACAAAUACAGCAACAACAUUUCCUAUUGCUGUUUCAACAAAUGCGAGGAGGAUUUCUUCUGUUGAUCAUGUCCGCACACAUUUUAUUAAUUAAUUUAAUUAAUUAAUUGAUUAAUUAGUUUAAUUUAGUGAUGCUUACUUAAUAAUUAUAAUAGAAUGAUCGAAUUUAUGUAAAGGAUGCCGUCCAGUUUGAAUUGUAUUUGAGCUUUGUCCAAUAUGUACCUUAUUUGCAUGAAAUAUUUUUCAUUAAUUAUUUUCUAUACAGUUUUUAGAUUUAUCUUAAAUCAUAAUUCUCAAAAUAACAAUUAACAAAUAACAAAUUAAGUCUAACUAACAAUCAUCAGUCAGUAUUAUUAUGCUAAUUCCAUUUGUCAUUUCCCACCAAAACCCCGACACCACCACUUCACAAGAAAAUCAAAACAUUAUAUUUGGAUUAUUUCCAAUUCAUUCAAUAUGUCAUAAGAAUUUUUAUUGCUCAUUUUAAGUCUAAUUAAGUUUAGUUUAAGAUCUCCACACAUAAUAACACACAAAAAUAUGUAAAUGUGGUUUGUUUCUUUAUUUUCUAAUUUAUUUAUAUUUUUAUUUGAAUAUAUUCUGUAAAAAGUGCAUAAAUUAAUUUUAAGAAUAAAAACAAACAUUCCAAAUGAAA